UGUCAUUCAAUAUUAGUAAUCCUACGGUGAACUGAUCAAUAGCGGAGUUAAUUGUGGACAAGGAUCAGUUGAUGUAAACAAAAAGACGACCUUAGACCAGGUUUAGAGAGACAUACCUAAGAAACAUGGCAAUUCGAAGCCGUUGGAUUUUUCAAAGACCUCGAACUCGUACAAUGCUCUUCUUCUCUUCUGUGCUAGCUCUUCUUAGCCUCGUAGUUAUUUUGUACCCUAUGUCUAUGAAAACUACUGUCGACGAAAGAACUUUUGAAACACAGUCAGUGGUCUUCAAGGGACGGCGAAGGGAGUACUACAUAUUAAAUCGAAAUUUUUUCGAUUUUCUUUCACGAACUAGUAUGGAGUGCUUGAUUCAAGUCGAACCGGCCGACGAGCUGAGCGAGGAAGCGAUUGUUAGGACGAAAUUGAUCGAUAAUGGCUCAUCACAAGACGACGAACAAUCGGUUGAGAUAGAUACAGUUAAAGCAGACGUGACAAAUAUUCCUACGUCUACAAAUACCGAAGACUCCUCAGACAAAUACAUCUUAGUCUAUCGUCACUUUGAACAGCUAAGCAAGACGACAGAAAACCUAAUUCAACUCGCAGCAGUUGCGAAACGUUGGGGAAGGAAUGUGGUACUGCCUUACGUCAAAAAUUCACGGUUUUUCUUAGGGCCAGAGUUUCAUACCUAUCCGUUGGAUAUUUACUUUAAUGUUACUAGCAUAAACAUCUUACUCCACGCAAACGGUUAUUCGCCACUUGUUCGACUAAAGACUUUUAACCAAAAGUGCAAUUACGCGAAAUUCGGUAUAAAGACAACUUUGAUACAUUUUCUCUACGAUGACAUACAUCGCGGUAACACAAAGUUAUGGUUUGGUCUGAAUGACCGGGAACUUCGUGAAAUUGUUGAAAAUAGUUUAUCUAGCGGUUGGACCGAGUGCGAUUUUAUGAAAAGACACCUAGGUGUUUCAAAGUCAAUCAACGGGAUACAAAUCGGCAGGCAAUUGUGUGUGAACCCUGAAGUCGUGAGAACAGAACAGGCGUUUAAGGAAACGAUUUUACAAGAGGACAAAUGUACUAUAUUUAUGGAAUGGCGAGGUUUUGGUAAGCAAAGGAUUCAUUUUCAUCCAGUCAUGUUGCCGUUUUUCAAUCCAGCCGAAUUAAAACAUCGUAUAUCACCGAGUGAUCUAAUUGACCAAGAGGUCACCACGUUUCUGCAAUCUAAACUAUCUUCAAAGUACAUUUCUGUUCAUUUGCGAACUGAGAGUUUAUUCGUGGCAAAUUUGUACAAAAAGUUGCAAUCCUGUAUAGAUCAUGUUGUGCAUUUACUUAGUAUUUUACGAUCGCUACGUGGGGUCGACACGGUAUUCUUAGCGACAGACUUGACUGAUUUUGGCUCUGAUCUCUUUGAACGAAAAAAGUUCUAUAUCACAAAUGAAACUGGAGAGCAUUUGAUGCGACGGCAGGAUAUCGCAGCUAUACAUACACACCUUGCGCAUCGUAUGAACGCCGUAACGUACACACCAACACGCAAACCUUUCUCAAAAGACAAAGGAUUAGUUUCAUUAGUUGAAAUGAAUAUUUUAAAACGAGGGAUUGAUAUCAUUACGUUAGGGUCAGGGACAUUUCAUUCCUGGAUGGUAAGUGUCUUCAGACAACGCCAGAGCGAAAUUGAACGUCGAGGCUACACAAUUUCUGAGGUAUGCCGCAACGCCAUAGGUGCACCCUUGAGAUAAUCAUAUGCGGCAAGCCUUCACCGGGCAACUGUCAUUUAUAAUUGUUAUGCUGAAUGAAUCGAACGAGAAAGCGGAGAAACAAAAAGAGUUCAAGUGAAAACCUUCCUCAAAAUGACGUUACGUACGUCACUGAGUCAAGUGGCAACCAGCAUA
Messenger RNA from Dendronephthya gigantea, 1883 nucleotides. RefSeq lists its product as uncharacterized. NCBI's taxonomy places the organism in Eukaryota, Metazoa, Cnidaria, Anthozoa, Malacalcyonacea, Nephtheidae. Gene Ontology annotation, biological process: protein O-linked glycosylation via fucose. The transcript has a single exon. Bases 126 to 1730 code for a protein of 534 amino acids. Gene Ontology annotation, molecular function: peptide-O-fucosyltransferase activity. The record is from RefSeq and is a predicted model, not a curated record.